Molecule: messenger RNA, 387 nt
Organism: Dentiscutata erythropus
Lineage: Eukaryota; Fungi; Glomeromycota; Glomeromycetes; Diversisporales; Gigasporaceae
Source: the annotation of a GenBank genome assembly
AAACGAUUUCAAGAAUGCCUUGGGUAAGCAUCCGGAUUUAGAAACUCUCGAAAAAGAUCUGGAUGAUCUUCUAAAGAAUAAAACUGAUGAACUUAAACAAGUUAAAUCCGAAAAUGAAACAUAUCGUUGUGAAUUAUCUACAAUUGAUGGAAAAUUGCAAAUGUUACAAUCUACUAAACAACAAAGGAUCCAAGAUAAUAAAGAGCAUCGUAAAAAAUUAAAUACAGCUUGUGGUGAUCGAGAUCUUCCUGUUGUUAUAAUUGGCCUUGAAAAGGAAUUGAACGAUAUGCGAGAAGAACUUGCUAAUGCAUCAAGUAGUGCUGAUAUUUAUAAUAAGUUUGUCAUUUCGGUAUUGAUCGAAGUUUUGAAAAAUGAAGAAACUAAAAA